Anthostomella pinea is the source of this 1785-nucleotide messenger RNA. NCBI's taxonomy places the organism in Eukaryota, Fungi, Ascomycota, Sordariomycetes, Xylariales, Xylariaceae. The record is from the annotation of a GenBank genome assembly.
AUGCUGUCCAGGACCACGACGCCGUCUGCAGCCUCUGCGAAGGCCCUGUCGCGCGUCGCUCUACCCGCCGCCGCCAGGUUACCGCAGACCUCCUCGACCUCGUCCCAGCAGCGAUCCCGAAACUUCGCGACAGUCCAGGAGGGAGCACCCAAGCGCACCUAUGGCGGUCUCAGGGACCAGGAUCGCAUAUUCCAGAACCUCUACGGCCGAUUCCCGCCAGACCUGAAGUCUGCCAAGAAGAUGGGAGACUGGCACAAGACGAAGGAGAUCAUAUUGAAGGGCCACGACUGGAUCAUCAGCGAGGUCAAGGCCUCGGGUCUGCGAGGCAGAGGAGGAGCUGGUUUCCCUUCUGGCCUGAAAUGGUCGUUCAUGAACACCAAAGACUGGGAUAAGGACACGAAGCCGAGAUACCUUGUCGUCAAUGCGGAUGAAGGCGAGCCCGGAACAUGCAAGGACCGAGAAAUCAUGCGAAAGGACCCCCAUAAGCUGCUGGAAGGAUGUCUGGUUGCCGGCCGAGCCAUGAACGCUACUGCGGCCUAUAUCUACAUCCGCGGCGAGUUUAUUCACGAAGCCGCCGUCUUACAAAACGCCAUAAAUGAGGCCUACGCUGAUGGUCUGAUCGGAAAGAACGCUUGCGGUUCCGGCUAUGACUUCGAUAUCUACCUACACCGUGGCGCUGGUGCUUACGUUUGUGGCGAGGAGACGUCUUUGAUCGAGUCACUAGAGGGCAAGCCUGGCAAGCCCAGACUGAAGCCUCCGUUCCCCGCCGCAGUCGGCGUAUUCGGCUGCCCAUCAACUGUCGCCAAUGUCGAGACUAUUGCUGUGGCACCUACAAUUUGCAGAAGAGGUGGCAGCUGGUUCGCCGGUUUCGGCCGAGAGCGGAACCAGGGCACGAAGCUGUUCUGUAUCUCUGGCAACGUCAACAACCCAGCCACAGUCGAGGAGGAAAUGAGCAUUCCUCUGCGGGAGCUUAUUGACAAGCACUGUGGUGGCGUCAAGGGUGGAUGGGAUAACCUGCUUGCCGUCAUUCCCGGUGGAUCGUCUACACCUAUCCUGCCCAAGAGCAUCUGCGACGAUCAACUGAUGGACUUUGAUGCGCUGAAGGACAGCGCAUCUGGUCUUGGUACUGCGGCUGUUAUUGUGAUGGACAAGAGCGCUGACGUUGUUCGGGCCAUCUCGAGAUUAUCCCAUUUCUAUCGCCAUGAAUCGUGCGGACAAUGUACACCCUGCCGAGAGGGUAGCAAGUGGACUGAGCAGAUCAUGGGCCGGUUCGAGAAGGGUAUGGGUCGCGAGAGGGAGAUCGACAUGCUGCAAGAGCUCACGAAACAAGUCGAGGGCCACACGAUUUGCGCUCUUGGAGAGGCGUUCGCCUGGCCCAUACAGGGUCUCAUCCGUCAUUUCAGACCUGAGCUAGAAGCAAGGUUGCAGAAGUACGCCAGUGAGAAUGGUGCCCAAGCUUUUGCCGGUGGAUGGCAUCCUACUGCGCGAGCAGAGGCCUCGACCGCAACAACGGCCGGGACCACGACCAACACCUCCACAAAGGAGACCAUCACGAAGUCUACUGCCGAAAACAUGCCCAACUCAGGAGAAGCCUACCGCCAGAGCCAGAUGGGCCAGACACCCCAGCUGCCCCCAGUCUCCAGCAGCGGGCCCCGAAGGGACACUCUGGACGGCGCGCCCUCGAACGUCUGGGGCUCUCCUGCGCCUUCGUCACAUGUUCCUCCACCUGGCAGCAUCAACGGUGAUGGCAGCAAUGGGGCGUUGCGCGGCGCGACGAAGAUGUGA